Molecule: messenger RNA, 430 nt
Organism: Bursaphelenchus okinawaensis
Lineage: Eukaryota; Metazoa; Nematoda; Chromadorea; Rhabditida; Aphelenchoididae
Source: the annotation of a GenBank genome assembly
AUGACGUUCUUGGCUAAUCCUCACGCUGGUUACUACGAUGACGUUAACAAGAGUUACACUACUUGGUGGAUGAACAUGAACAACUUUGUUGAUCUUGUCUUGAGUCUGAUAUCAAUAGUCAUCUUUGUAUACCUAUAUCAGCAAAAGUGCCGAGUUGUGAAGGGGAAGAAUACUUGGUUUCAUCAGCAGGUAAUGUUGUUACACUGAUGUUAUUGUACUUUGUUUGGCUUUUAAAGCUUACUUUUGUGUUUCCAGAUGUUCAUCCAAAUAGUGCUUAUCCAUUCAUUUCAAUUGUCAACUUCAUUGUUCUUUAAUGUUGGAAGGUUUGUAGUUGCUAAUCGAACGUGGAAUCUCGCUUCAACUUUACUUUACCUUCUAUCUCAAGGUAAGUGUUAUUUAUGCCAUCUUCAGGACAGACUUUGGUACUUAA